AUGAUAGACAAGGAUUCGUCUCAGGGAGCCGGUGGUUUCUUAGCAUUAGACCCAGACAAGGAAUUGGAAUUUCGAAGACCAUUUACUCAAGGUGUCGUCAAACAAACACUCAAAGUUGUCAAUACUCUAUCGCACUCGGGGGUCGCUUUCAAAGUCAAGACUACCGCUCCAAAGCAAUAUUGUGUUCGUCCAAACUCUGGUCGCAUACCGCCACAAGGAUCAAUAGAAGUCCAAGUAUUGCUACAAACCAUGAAGGAAGACCCUCCACUCGACAUGAAAUGCAAGGAUAAAUUCUUGGUCCAAGCCAUCCGAGUCGCUGACGAAGUCAUGCAGCUUGACGCAGAUACAUUCGCAACACGUCUAUCAGAACUAUGGUCGGCUGCUGAAGAUGUAAAGAAGUCGGAUCCAGAAGGUGGAAGUGAUAUCAUGGCUGAAAAGAAACUACGAUGCUCUUAUCUUGCUGCUCUACCAACUACAGGAAGUGUUGCCAAUACAUCGCCAUCACAACCAGCUGCCGUACCCGCUUCACCAACAACACCAGCUCAUAGUAAUAAUAAUAGUAGUCAACAAACAGCAGCAGCAGUAGCUCCUCCAUCAUACUCUCCUCCAACGUAUGCAGCAUCUACCGCCAACAGCUCACCAAAAGCCAAUCCAACAGUCUCUAAUCCUAAUCCCAACAACAACAAUAGCAAUGCAGGAAAUACCAAUGCUACCGUUCCCAAUAUGACCAAUAAUGGAUCUCAACCACCUAUAGCUGCAAUCACAUCCGACGCUGACCGUGAACUCCGAGAAGCCAAAGAUCAAAUCAAACGACUUCAACAAGCUGUAGAAGGAUAUCGAUCUGAAAUUGAACGUUUGACUAGCUUGAGGCAACGACGUGGCGCUGGUGGAGAUGGUGGAUCAUCUACAGGUGGUGGAUCGACUGCUUUGGCGGUACAAGGUGGUGUGUCCUUCCAGAUUGUAGCGUUGGUUGCUUUGAUAGCCUUUAUACUAGGUGUCUUGGUGUUUUAG
This is a messenger RNA of Synchytrium microbalum, 1011 nucleotides long. RefSeq lists its product as uncharacterized. Gene Ontology annotation, molecular function: FFAT motif binding. The record is from RefSeq and is a predicted model, not a curated record. The coding region runs from base 1 to 1011 and encodes 336 amino acids. NCBI's taxonomy places the organism in Eukaryota, Fungi, Chytridiomycota, Chytridiomycetes, Synchytriales, Synchytriaceae. Gene Ontology annotation, cellular component: plasma membrane; endoplasmic reticulum membrane. Gene Ontology annotation, biological process: endoplasmic reticulum membrane organization. The transcript is spliced from 2 exons.